AUGAGCACUUACAAUAAUGACGCAAGCUACUAUCAUCUUGAGGCCGGGAAUAGGAAGGGUGCAUCUGGCUACGCAUUGCUUCCCCUCAAUACGGGACAUGACGACGUCGACAAGUCGCCAGCAAACCCAAGGGCGACGAGAUAUACAGAAUCGACUUACAGAUUAUGGCAAGCAGCGCCCAAAGACCUCAACCAAUCGAAAACGGAAAUGAUCAACUCUGAGCUCCUCCAGCAAGACUUCGACUCAGACCGCAAACCUGAGAUGCGAGAAUCCGAGGGCAAUGUUGAUGAGAAUGUCAAGCGCAAAUUCUCAGGCUGGAAAGUCGGUGCCACUGCUGGCGCUUGCACGUCAAUCGCUGCACUUGCCGUCAAUGUUGCAGUCCUUGUAUGGAUGAGCCAGCACCCGGCUGUCAGUAGCAGAGGGACAAGACAAGGUCACGUUGAGAUCUACUCAGGGAGCUGCAAGAAAGUCAAGGAGAUGAAUUUAUGGGUGCAUUUCGGCAUCAACGCAGUCUCCAGCAUCUUGCUCAGCGCUUCCAAUUUCAGUAUGCAAGUGCUCUCCGCGCCAAAGCGCCAUGAAUUGGAUCGCGCGCACACCAAGGGUAAAUAUCUUGACAUUGGUGUCCAGAGUCUGCGGAACUUGUCAAGUAUCUCACCAUGGAGGAGCUCGCUGUGGUGGGUCCUGUGUCUCAGUUCUAUACCUCUUCACCUCCUUUACAAUUCGGCUUUCUACUCUUCACUAUCAGCCAGGAGCUAUAUCGCCUUUGCCAUGACGCCUGAUUGGCAGUCAUUCACUGCUAACCAAGGCUUGCCGCAGUACAAUUACUACGAAUUCAACGACUUACAUGCAGGUGCAAGGUACCUUGAGAACCUAACCCAGCACCCCGAUGCUCUUGAAUAUCUCAAGCCCGCUGAUUGUCUGAACCUCUAUGCUCAAACGAUUGUGACAGGCAGGUCAAAUCUCGUUCUGAUCACAAAUGAUGAGCAAGAGGGUUCUCGAAAUUCUUCCCUGCUGGACUACGUCUUUUAUGAGUUUGACGAAGCAGUCACGAGAAGCGGCUCGAACUAUCAUCCUUAUGAGUGGAUAUGUGGAAAGUCACCACGAAUGUCUCGAUACUUGAAUAUUCCCGAUUCGGGAGAAGGCUGCAAUGCGAAGGUUUCUAAGCUCAAAAAUCAGAUCGAGCAGUGGACCCCUUGGGAUCACAACAUCGACCACUGCUUGAGUGAGCGUAUUGAACAUGAACUCUGCCGGUUUAUUGGCGACACGAAGAUCCUGAUGGUGGUCAUUGUGUGCAAUGCAAUCAAAAUCCUGUGUAUGUUGAUCGUCGCAUUUGGUCUGGGCAAGCGCCCACCACUUAUUACAGUGGGUGACGCUAUCAGCUCCUUCCUUCGGCAACCUGACGUGACGACAAAAGGGUGUGGCCUACUCAGCAGGAAGGAUGUCAGUUCCCUAUGUGCAGAACCCAAGAAACCCGAGGCUAUUGUCAGUGCGCAGCGAGCAGAGAUAGACAACGGAACACGGGCUUCAUCCCAGAUUCUUACCUGGUCCAGAGCUGCCAGUCACAAGCGUUGGAAGGUGACCAUUGGAUGCAUCCUGCUUGCUGUACUGGUCGUUCUCGUCUUCUUUGGUAUUGGCUAUGGUGUCGUUUCGGGCUAUGCCGGUGAAUCCAUCACGUCGAUCGGUUUUGGAAAGACGCAGCCUGCAGCCAUCGUUACCAGUUGGCCCAUUUCCAAUACCCUCUUCACGGCACUCGUUGCCAACAUUCCGCAACUGAUUUUUUCCUUCCUAUAUGUCAAUCUUAACAGCUUGGUCACAUGCAUGUGGCUGGCCAGCGAAUGGAACGAUUUCUCUCUGGAGCGCAAAUCUCUUCGAGUAAGCUUGCCACGCGCAGAACAGCGAAGCACAUAUUUUCUCCAGCUACCAUAUCGCGUUGGUGUCCCGCUCAUCAUCGUAUCUUCCCUGAUGCACUGGCUCAUUUCCGAGUCGCUGUUCCUAGCAAUUGUGGAAAUAGUCGACUGGGAGGGCGGCCUAAGCAAAAUCGAUAUCAUUUCGUUGGGCUUCUCUUUGCAACCGAUGCUAAUUGUCAUGGUAACAGCCGUGGGACUCUGCGUGGGCACGAUAGCGCUGGGUCGGACCCGCAAGCUGAAGGGAGAAGGCUUCAUGCCAGUGGCGAGUAGCUGCUCCCUUGCGAUAGCAGCAGCCUGCCACGCGCCAGCUGGUGAUGAGAAGGCCUAUCUUACUGCUGUGAUGUGGGGUGCGGUAGCGGCUGAGAAGCAUGUGCCUGAGAACUGUUACUCAAGUUACCCAGCCGAGCGAAACAGUAUCGGCCAUUGUUCAUUCACUAGUCGAAAUGUAGAGCAGAUACAGGAAGGCAGAUUGUACGCUUAA
Molecule: messenger RNA, 2388 nt
Organism: Exophiala bonariae
Lineage: Eukaryota; Fungi; Ascomycota; Eurotiomycetes; Chaetothyriales; Herpotrichiellaceae
Exons: 2
Coding region: 1-2388 (795 amino acids)
Source: RefSeq, a predicted model, not a curated record